AUGCACAACCGCAAUGCUUCUAGAUCUUCGCGACCCCGCAGCUCUACACGAGGUCCGCUUGAUGCAUCUGAUGAUCCUCUGUCAUCCCCGGGCUCGGCGCCUUCACCCAGUAUGAAUCAACAGAUCUUUACUGGCGGUAACGAUUGUUCUGGCGCUUCUCUUCACAAGCUGGACCCGCUAUCCCCGGAUGAACUCCCUGAAACCCAUGGAAAAGACCUUUCUUUUCUGCUACGACAUAAUAUUUACCAUCCGCUUUCCCAUAUCGAUGUGCCUUCCCCGCUUCGCUCGGAUUUCGUCGUCCUCAACCCCGGCGAACCGCUUUCGACGUCUCUCGGCGCAUUAGAGAAACUGCUGGUCGAAGGCCGCUUCUUGAUUGCCGCUCACUUUGCUGGUUCUAUCUUGACCUCAUCGCUGGUUUCACCCACCGACAUUAAGAUCAUCUUCUGCUUGUUCUAUACCCGUCUUGCCUGCUUGGAGCUGUCUGGAAACACAGUUCUCGCCGCGCAAGAGUCGAAAGCUCUGGAAGACCUGAAUUCUCAAUUCUACUACAUAGACCCCAGACUUUCCCAGUCCGAAGGCGACAAUAAAGACCGCAAUGAUGGUGAACCGGACCCCUUCCCUCGUCACAUCGUCCCGUGGCCACUUCGCGUUUUGGCAGUCCGGCUUCAGAGCAUUGGGUUCGGUGACUCGCGCAGGAGUAUUGGCGGCUUAUAUGAAAUUGGACUGGAAGCGCGAAGCCGGAUAAUGAAGCGCGAUAUCUCAGAGUCGGAAAGAAAGAUCUGGAUAGACCGACUAGCAGACUUGGGGAUACGAAGCGUCAAUGCGCUGGUUGAAAUGGGUGACCUCGAUGCAGCCAAGAGGAUUGGGGAUCUCGAUGCGGCCGAGGGCAUCUUCGAGGGCUCUGGUGGAUCCAAAGAAGCCGCCAUGUUAACCCCUCUACUCAGCAUGUCAGAUGGUCGCUACCAGAAUGCAAUUGACGAGUGGCGCAUGCUACUGGAAGACAAUCAGAGGACCGAUGGAGCGCUGGUCGCACAAAACCUUGCCGUGUGUCUUCUUUACACCGGCCAAUUGGACGAGGCUCGUCAGCUGUUAGAAUCUCAAAUUUCAGCAAACCACUCAUUUAGCAGUCUGAUAUUCAACCUUUCAACCGUCUAUGAGCUGUGCUCUGACAAUGCUGGUCAAUUGAAGGGGCAGCUCGCGUUGAAUAUCUCGAACCAGCCCAUUUCGGGCCGAACUAAUCUAGAUCGAUCGAACGCGGACUUUAAGCUUGGUUAUUAA
Molecule: messenger RNA, 1278 nt
Organism: Penicillium argentinense
Lineage: Eukaryota; Fungi; Ascomycota; Eurotiomycetes; Eurotiales; Aspergillaceae
Exons: 5
Coding region: 1-1278 (425 amino acids)
Cellular component (GO): TRAPP complex; Golgi apparatus
Molecular function (GO): protein binding
Source: RefSeq, a predicted model, not a curated record